This is a messenger RNA of Centropristis striata (black sea bass), 4112 nucleotides long. It is a transcript of the gene hnrpkl, whose product is annotated as heterogeneous nuclear ribonucleoprotein K, like. The transcript has 16 exons. Gene Ontology annotation, biological process: regulation of transcription by RNA polymerase II; regulation of mRNA splicing, via spliceosome. NCBI's taxonomy places the organism in Eukaryota, Metazoa, Chordata, Actinopteri, Perciformes, Serranidae. The coding region runs from base 183 to 1478 and encodes 431 amino acids. Gene Ontology annotation, cellular component: nucleus; cytoplasm. The record is from RefSeq and is a predicted model, not a curated record. Gene Ontology annotation, molecular function: mRNA binding.
UGAAAGUAACAAACCGCCGGGUGAGUGUCGACGAAUCGAGCUCAUCCACAGUGUCUCCUCUCCAUGCUGAAAACGUGCAAACGUUUCGGGGCGAGGAAACCGUGGAGCACCGCAGUGAACGUGGCUUUGCUGCAGCAGAUCCAGGGAGAGGCCUGUUUGCAUUCCACUGCAGGUGCAAAACAAUGGAGGUGAAACUCGACCAGCAGGACGAAGAUCUCGCAUUCAGCAACACUGACACUAAUGGUAAACGUCCAGCUGAGGACAUGGAUGAAGAGCAGGCCUUCAAACGUUCUCGCAACACAGACGAGAUGGUGGAACUGCGUGUGCUGCUUCAGAGCAAAAAUGCGGGUGCUGUUAUUGGAAAGGGUGGCAAGAACAUAAAAGCCCUACGCACAGACUACAAUGCCAGUGUAUCAGUCCCAGACAGCAGUGGCCCAGAGCGGAUCCUGAGUGUGAAUGCCAGCAUCGACACUAUUGGAGAGAUUCUGCUGAAAAUCAUACCAACACUAGAGGAGUACCAGCAUUACAGUGGGAUUGAUUUUGACUCCGAGCUUCGCCUGCUGAUCCAUCAGAGCUUGGCGGGGGGCAUCAUUGGGGUGAAAGGUGCCAAGAUAAAGGAGCUGAGAGAGAACACCCAGACCACCAUCAAGCUGUUCCAGGAGUGCUGUCCACACUCCACUGACCGAGUCGUCUUGGUGGGAGGAAAGCCAGAACGUGUCAUCGAAUGUAUAAAAGUUAUCCUCGAGCUGGUGUCAGAGGCACCAAUCAAAGGUCGUGCCCAGCCUUAUGACCCUAAUUUCUAUGAUGAGACGUACGACUACGGCGGCUUCACCAUGUUGUUCGAGGAGAGAGGCAGACGACCCAUCGGUGGCUUCCCCAUCCGUGUGCGUGGGGGUUUUGAGCGCAUGCCCCCUGUCCGUGGCAACAGACCCCUGCCUCCCUCCAGAAGGGACUAUGACGACAUGAGCCCCCGGCGGGGUCCUCCACCUCCGCUGAGCAGAGGUGGACGAGGGGGCAGCCGAGCACGUAAUCUGCCUCUUCCCCCGCCACCGCCGCCAAGAGGAGGGGGCGACAGGUUCUCACAUGGCAGCUAUCAUGGCGGCAUGGACGACAGACCAAGUGACAGAAGAGGCAGAGGAGGAGACCGUUACGACAGCAUGAGUGGAGGUGGAUAUGACAACAAUUCUUCCUGGGAGCACUUUCAGUCUGGUGGUAGAGGCUCAUACAGUGAUAUUGGAGGCCCAGUCAUCACAACACAAGUCACCAUCCCAAAAGAUCUGGCUGGCUCCAUCAUCGGUAAGGGCGGCCAGAGGAUCAAGCAGAUACGCCACGAGUCUGGGGCAUCCAUCAAGAUUGAUGAACCACUAGAGGGCUCUGAGGACCGCAUCAUCACCAUCACAGGAACACAGGACCAGAUCCAGAACGCCCAGUACCUGCUGCAGAACAGUGUGAGGCAGUACUCUGGUCGGUUCUUCUAAGACGAGGGAUAUGAAGAAGAAGAGUGAAGCCAUGCUGCCAUACUGUUUCCUCCUCCGAUUCAGAGCCUACAUUCCUCUGCUUUGCCUCCUCCCCUCACUAUCACACACACUACACCAUCUAUCUAUAAAUUGCAAUUUGUAUUUGGAGGAGUUUUGAAAAUCUUAAGCUGUCAAACAGCCAACAAGGAGUCAACAACAUGUUUUUGUGCUGGUGUAAUUAUUUUUAAGGAGAUUUUUGUGCCGUCAUUGGAGUAAACUCAUCUGUGUGAUAACUUUCGGUGUUGUUAGCCGCCCCGGGCCCUUAUCUCUCCCAUUUCAGUACAGCAUGCAGAAUGUAAUCUUUUUUUGUAAGGAACAUUACGUGAGUUUGAGUUUAGUUUUUUUUUUUUUUUCUUCCCUCAAAGCACACUCUCUUAAUGAAGAUGCAUGGUCUCUGAAUGGUUAAACAACCAUUUAAAUAUAAACUUUUAUUUUCACACAGCAUCCAAUCCCUUUUUCUCUGGCAAAUGAAGUGCUUUUUUGUAAGAUGGGCUCUAAUGGAGAAGUUUGACAUUUUGGUUAAUACCCUUAUUCGCAUUCUGGCGAUGAGUAAUGAUGCAUUCAUGUUUUUGGGAUGGUCCCAUUUCCCAAGUUGGGUAGUCAUUCUUUUGACUUUGGUGUGUUCUUGCGCCUUAAUUUAUAAUGGAAAAUAUAGUGCAUAGUGGAAAAUGACAUGGACACUUCAAAGAUGUUACUUGUUUAGAGCAUUUAAACAACACGAGCAUUCCCUAAAACCAUUAAAAUGUUGCAUUAGCUGACUUGUUCAGGGUUAAUGCUAAUAGAUAACUUUUCCAACUUACUAGGUUGACUGCCAAUGGUUAUAACCUAGUAUAUUACAUAUAUGUGCGGAAAUAAUUGAUGCGCAAUACUUGAAUAGGUAAAGUUUCUUAUUAUCCACCCAAUAUUUACUUUCAUCUGCCAUGUUUCUGCGCAAUUUGAAUUCAAGUUGGCAAGUCCUGUAGCAAAAUUUUUGUUGACUUUUCAAGUUGUUGUUCCAACUUGAGGGGCAUUCACAUGAAUUGCCCAGUCGGGAACUAAUUUUUCCCAUUAUUCCUAAACCACAUGAAUGUAAGAUGAAAUAAGAUUUGAUACCACUCUUGUGUAUAUAUUCUUUUCACUCAAAAAGGAUGUAACAAAGGAUGGCUAUUGGCAUAGUAAUAACACUGUGUGUAAAUGAUGUAACUUCAGAGAAAUAAAUUACUUAGGACAUUUUUUGAACAUGCCUUUAUGACUCAAGCAAGAUAUGGUAACACUUUAUUUUGAAGGUGUCGACAUAAGAGUCACACAAGCCUGUCAGAAACAUGACAUGACAAGUAUCAUGAGCAUUAAUGUUACUUCAAAGUGUCAAUGUUCAUGAGACAUCCCAUCAUGUUUAUGACACGCCCAUGUCACUCUUAUGUAGACACAUUAAAAAUGUCUUGCUUAAGUUACAAAGGCAUGUUCAAAAAAUGGCAAAAGGCAUAAUAAAUCCACAUCCAAACACACUUGACACAGGCCAUUAUCUUCAAGGGGUAAAAUCACAUGAUCUGAUCAACUGAGGAUGUAGGCGAUUUUACCAUAGGUGGCCGGCGUCAUGAGGAGAUGAUUUAGGCAAAAGAAAACAAUUUUGACAAAAAAUGACUUGGGCGAUUACUUAAACAGUGUGACGAAAUAUGAAACUACAGCCACCAGCUAGUUAGCUUAGCUUAGCACAAAGACGGGAAACGGAGAAACAGCUAGCAUUAGAGUAGCUCUGUCCAACAACAUAUUCCACCUACCUGCAUCUCAAAAGUGAACUAAUAAAAACACCUUAAAUAUAAUUAUAUUACGUUUUAAACGUAUAAAAACCAAUGUAUUUUAGUUCUUACUUUACUUCAUCUAGUCUUUCUGUCAGCCAAUAUAUAGCCCAACAGCUAAACCCUUAAAAGAGCAAUUUGGUUUUAUAGGAAUUGAACAAAUGACUAAUGAGAUAUAACAUGUUAAUUAGUGAUCUUUCAAGGUGCGUUUACUGUAACGUUAGAUGGUCAAUUUCUCAGCUACCGUUAUCUAACACUAGAAACUGAAUAAGCCUAUUUUCCAAAAAAAAUAAAAAUGUUGCUUUAAGUUGGGAUAAAUGUGCCAGUUUGAUAUAGAAGAAAGACAUUUUUAAAUAUUUUUUUGUUUUUCAUAGAAAGACAAGGAGCUGUAUAAAGUGUCUCUGUGUAUAUAUUUACAUAUAAACAGUAAUUUCACGAUGAGUUUUGUUAGCUAGGCCCAGGAUAUUUUCUACUUUCUUGGAAGGAUAUGGUGCCAUAAAACAGGUUUGGUAAUCUUUCUUUUUUCUCUUUCUAUUUCUUAUUUGACUUAUUUUCUGCCACUCAUGACUCGCUGUAAUGCAACCUUAAUAUCUGAUCUAGUUAUUCUUGCACAAGUAUGUUUUAAUUUUGACAGUUUGGAAGCACUUUUAAACCCUUUUUUUUUUCUUUUUUGCUUAAGAUGCAGUUUGAUGUGAAGAGCAUACAGCUUUGUGAGUCCAUGAGUGGCGUUUUCUGUCCGGUCAUAUCUGUAUCUCUGUGUUUGAUAUCUGUAAGUUAGUACCUGCAGGUGAUUAGUAAAUAAAGUCUGUGUCACAGUUCA